Magnolia sinica is the source of this 2739-nucleotide messenger RNA. RefSeq lists its product as uncharacterized. Lineage: Eukaryota; Viridiplantae; Streptophyta; Magnoliopsida; Magnoliales; Magnoliaceae. The coding region runs from base 1 to 2739 and encodes 912 amino acids. The record is from RefSeq and is a predicted model, not a curated record. The transcript is spliced from 12 exons.
AUGAGGCGAGUAUUUGUUUUAAGACAAAUAAAAGUAGCAGGAAUUAAACUGAAGGAUUGGUUCAGUUUCAUAUUAACACGAGGUUUUGAAGUGCUUAAGGAUUUGUUGAAAUUUGUAGACACGUAUCAAGGGAGUUUUUCUAGAACGCUUUAUCUCGUUAUCAUCUUCUGCCGAGAAUAUCUAAGAAUAUCGGAAAUAGAAGUUGCGGACAAUGAUGAAGAGUGGGAAGAAGAUACAUCUAGUGAAGAUGAUGAGGAAGAGUGGGAAGAAGAUUCAUCUACUAAAGAUGAUGAUGAAGAGUGGGAAGAAGAUACAUCUAGUGAAGAUGGGAGAGGAGAAGAUGCCAUUCUUAUUUUACAGGGUUUGAAGAAGUGCAGGAAUUUCUUGUACUGUCAUUUCCAGAUGUUGCAAGGGUGGAAGAAGAAGAAGAAAGGUUGGCAAAUGCUGAUGAAUAUUACAAAAGAUGAUAGUAAUUGUGACGAAGAGGAUGAAGAAUAUUCAGGAGGCGACGAUGGUGAAGGAGAUUGGGAAGAUGGGUUUGAAGAAGUGCUGGAAUUUCUUGAACUGUCAUUUCCAGAUGUUGCAAGGGUGGAAGAAGAAGAAGAAAGGUUGACAAAUGCUGAAGAAUAUUACGAAGUUGGGGGAGGAGAUGAUAAUGAAGGAGAUGGGGGAGGAAAUGAUGAUGAAGAUGGGGGAGAAGACGAUAGUGAUGGUGAAGAAGAGGAUGAAGAAUAUUCAGGAGGCGAUGAUGGUGAAGGACAUUGGGAAGAUGGUGAAGAUGAUAAAGAUGAAGAAGAAGAUGAAGAUGAAGAUGAUAAAGAUGAAAAAAGUGAGGGACUGCUUGAUGGCAAAAAAUAUUAUGCAAAAGAUAGUGUAGAUGACCCGAUAGAUGAGCAUGUCAAUAUCAUGGUGGAAGAAGAAGAAGAAGAAAGGUUGACAAAUGCUGAAGAAUAUUACGAACUUAGGAGAGGAGAUGAUAAUUUAGGAGAAAGGGGAGGAUACGACGAUGAAGAUGGGGGAGAAGACGAUAACACGUUUGAAUGGAGUUUUUCUAAAAUGCUUUAUCUCGAUAUCAUCUUCUGCCGAGAAUAUCUAAGAAUAUCGGGACUAGAAGUUGGGGAUAAUGAUGAAGAGCGAGAAGAAGAUACAUCCAGUGGAGAUGAUAAUGAAGAGUGGGAAGAAGAUACAUCUAGUGAAGAUGGGAGAGGAGAAGAUGGGUUUGAAGAAGUGCUGAAAUUUCUUACACUGUCAAUUCCAUAUGUUGCAAGGGUGGAAGAAGAAGAAGAAGAAAGGUUGACAAAUGUUGAAGAAUAUUACAAAGAUGGGGGAGAAAAUGACAAUGAAGAUGGGGCAGAAGACGAUAGUGAUGGUGACGAAGAGUAUGAAGAAUAUUCAGGAGGCAAUGAUGGGUAUGAAGAAGUGCUGGAAUUUCUUGAACUGUCAUUUUCAAAUGUUGCAAGGGUGGAAGAAGAAGAAGAAGAAAGGUUGAGAAAUGUUGAAGAAUAUUACGAACUUGGGGGCGGAGAUUAUAAUGAAGGAGAUGGGGGAGGAUAUGACGAUGAAGAUGAGAGAGAAGACGAUAGUGAUUGUGACGAAGAGGAUGACGAAUAUUUAGGAGGUGAUGAUGGUGAAGGAGAUUGGGAAGAUGGGUUUGAAGAAGUGCUGGAAUUUCUUGAACUGUCAUUUCCAGAUGUUGCAAGGGUGGAAGAAGAAGAAGAAAGGUUGACAAAUGCUGAAGAAUAUUACGAUGUUGGCGGAGGAGAUGAUAAUGAAGGAGAUGGGGGAGGAAAUGACGAUGAAGAUGGGGGAGAAGAUGAUAGUGAUGGUGACGAAGAGGAUGAAGAAUAUUCAAGAGGCGACAAUGGUGAAGGACAUUGGGAAGAUGGGUUUGAAGAAGUGCUAGAAUUUCUUGAACUAUCAUUUCAAGAUGUUGAAAGGGUGGAAGAAGAAGAAGAAAAAGUGUUGACAAAUCUAAAGAAUAUUACGAACUUGGCGGAGGAUAUAAUAAUGAAGGAGAUGGGGGAGGAAAUGACGAUGAAGAUGGGGGAGAAGACGAUAGUGAUGGUGACGAAGAGGAUGAAGAAUAUUCAGGAGGCGACGAUGGUGAAGGAGAUUGGGAAGAUGGUAAUAUCAGGAAUAGAAGUUGGGGACAAUGAUGAAGAGUGGGAAGAAGAUACUUCUAGUGAAGAUGAUGAUGAAGAGUGGGAAGAAGAUACAUCUAGUGAAGAUGGGAGAGGAGAAGAUGGGUUUGAAGAAGUGCUGGAAUUUCUUGAACUGUCAUUUCCAGAUGUUGCAAGGGUGGAAGAAGAAGAAGAAGAAAGGUUGACAAAUGCUGAAGAAUAUUACGAACUUGGCGGAGGAGAUUAUAAUGAAGGAGAUGGGGGAGGAUAUGACGAUGAAGAUGAGGGAGAAGACGAUAGAGAUUGGGAAGAUGGUGAAGAUGAUAAAGUUGAAGUAAAAAAUGAAGAUGAAGAAGAUGAAGAAGAAAAAGAAGAUGACGAUGCAGAUAUAGAUGAAGAUGAAGAUGAUAAAGAUGAAAAAAGUGAGGGACCUCAUCAUGGCGAAAACGAUUAUGCAAAAGAUAGUGAUGAUGACCCAAUAGAUGAGCAUGUUCAUAUCAUGGAUAUUUUUGAAAAGAGUACGAAUUUAAUGAAGAUAUUCAAAGCGGCCGAGAUGCUCUUUUCAAUGAAUUUCUUAUUCAUAGAAACAUUAACUGUGAAGAAUUCCUUUAAUGGUUGA